Messenger RNA from Gadus morhua (Atlantic cod), 3033 nucleotides. RefSeq names its product zinc finger protein 497. Gene Ontology annotation, cellular component: nucleus. The record is from RefSeq and is a predicted model, not a curated record. Gene Ontology annotation, biological process: regulation of transcription by RNA polymerase II. Lineage: Eukaryota; Metazoa; Chordata; Actinopteri; Gadiformes; Gadidae. The transcript has 7 exons. Gene Ontology annotation, molecular function: DNA-binding transcription factor activity, RNA polymerase II-specific; RNA polymerase II transcription regulatory region sequence-specific DNA binding. Bases 414 to 2675 code for a protein of 753 amino acids.
UAUUUUGAAAAUCCCCUACCCAUAAGCCUUCGUAAACCUUCCUGGCUUGACAGCAGUUGCGGAGUUAUUAUCGCGUUUUAACGUGUUUCGGCUAAAAUGUAGUACUUUUUAGUAAGUUUAAAUCGUCCCAUUCAUCCCACUGCAACUAUAAAGACGUGCAAUAAAUGGAUAAACCAGUCAGGACUCGAGGUCCGGCCGCCGCCACCCUCCCCGGAUAGAACCGGUAACCUUCCAGUUACCGGCCAACCCCGCUCACGGUUCUUGUUAAUGCCCCAGGUCCGGCCGCCGCCACCCUCCCCCUGGCGUCCCUGCGCCUGCUGGCCUCCCCUCUGCAGCUGGCCUACUCCUACAUCUGGCAGGUCAUCGAGAGGAGGAACGUCAGGCGCUACGACAAGGUGGAGGAGUUCGUCACCAUGGUGACGCAGACGGUCCCGGAGCUCAUGAGCGCCAAGCAGACGGCCCAGCUGCUCCUGGGCCUGAGGGCGCGGAUCAUUUUGGAGUUGGUCAGAGCGGCGACGCCAGACUGCUUGGCCAUCCAGACUCUCAUCAACAAGCUGAAGAUCCCAGCUGCAAUAAUAAUAAGGGAUGUCGACGUGGAGAAGUCUCAGACUAACUUCAUGGUCCUGGUCCAGAUUCUGCUCAAAAGCGCCGCUGAGAGACAUCGCUUCUUCCAGGAGGUGUUUCCUGUCCAGUAUGGGACCAAGUACGACACGGCGCUGCAGGCUCUUCUCGCAGGACUGGUGUACAAACUGGAGCAGCUGCUGCCUGUGCCCAACCUCUCAAAGCUGGGCACCAUGAUCCCCAGCCAGCCCUCUGUCCUGGAGGAGUGCGGCCACUUCAUCCCCGACCACGGAGACCUGAGGGUCCUGCUGCGACACCAGAAGCAGAAGGGCUUCCUAACAACCAGUGCCAUCUCCUCCACGGUGGGCGACUGCGUGCUCUCCUCCCUGUCCUUCCUCCCGCGCCCCCUGGAGCCCAUCCAGCCGGAGGAGCCCCCGGCCCCAGACCCCCCCGCCGGCAACGACCCAGAGGUGGAGGUAGCGGGGACCCCCGACCCAACGGACGGCGGGCCUGCGUCGGACGAGGACCCCAACCCCGUCUCCGAGGGUCCCGUCGCGGCGGCCGUCGAGUCCACGGGCGGCGGGGGCGGGGCCCUGGAGAGCCUCUCCGCCGUGCACGUCCCUCUCCCUCCACAGGAAGCGCGCACGACUCCAGAGGAGUCGUGCGCAGAGACGAGCGGCGCCUCGCCGUCCAGCCCUCCGCCCUCACGCCACCGCGACGGAGAAGACACGGAGGCCGCGGCGCCGCCUGAAGCCCCCGCCACUGCCGCCCACGAGACAGUCGCAGCUCGGCGGCCCCCUCCCCCCCCGGAGAGGCCCGCCUCCCUCCAGGGGUUCCACACGCCCUCCAGACCCGCCCCCGCCGCCGCCGCCGCGGAGGGCGACGCUCAGCAGCGGCUGCAGAUCCAGCGCGUCACGCUGCACCAGUGGGUCUCCCAGAUGGCCUCCAACAGCCUCUCGCUGCCCCCCCUGCCGCCCCUCAGCCCCCCCAGGGCGGGCCCCGGCGGGGGCGGGACUAGCGGCGGCGGCGGGCACUCGGGCGCCCGGAAGGACCGGCGGCGGCGCGCCAAGUCGCCCGUGGAGCGCUUCACCUGCGACACGUGCGGCAAGCGCUUCGCCUACCAGUCGAAGCUGACGGAGCACCGGCGCAUCCACACGGGCGAGAAGCCCUUCGCCUGCGUCACCUGCGGCAAGGGCUUCCGCACGCAGGCCUUCCUCAACACGCACCUGCCCAUCCACAGCGCGGCGCGGCCCUACAACUGCGGCCACUGCGGCCGCUGCUUCCACCGCAUGCCCAGCCUGAAGAAGCACAUGCUGACGCACAGCGAGCGCAAGCCCUUCCACUGCGGCGUGUGCAACAAGGGCUUCACGCAGUCCACCUACUUCAAGCGCCACAUGGAGUGCCACGCCAGCCGCAGCAGCUUCCCGUGCGGCGAGUGCGCCAAGGCCUUCCCCACCGAGUUCAAGCUGGCCAACCACCGGCGGUGGCACGCGCGCGACCGGCCGCACAUGUGCGAGCGCUGCGGCAAGCGCUUCCUGGUGCCCAGCCUGCUGAAGCGCCACAUGGGCUACCACGUGGGCGAGCGGCAGUACCUGUGCGCGCAGUGCGGCAAGACGUUCGUGUACCUGUCGGACCUGAAGCGCCACCAGAAGGACCACGGGCCCAAGACCAAGCUGCCGUGCCACGUGUGCCACAAGAAGUUCUCCAGCAAGUACUGCCUGCGCAUCCACAUGCGCAUCCACACGCGGGAGAAGCCGUACGCGUGCCCCGUGUGCGACAAGGCCUUCACGCAGAUCGGCAACCUCAAGGUGCACGUGCGGCUGCACAACGACGAGAGGCCCUUCAGCUGCGAGCAGUGCGGCAAGAGCUACAAGCUGAUGUCGCACCUCAAGGCGCACAAGCGCACGCACCUCUUCAAGAAGCCCUGGACGUGCGCCGCCUGCGGGAAGGGGUUCUCUCUGCCGGGCCUGCUGAAGAAGCACGAGGAGCUGCACGCCCGGGACGCGGCGGGGAUCCCCGGGACCCGGCCUCACCGCAGCAAGGCGCCGUCGCACAAGAAGCGGUACGAGGAGGAGGAGGAGGAGGACGGGGGCGGGGCCGGGGAGGGUUAUUGAUGGAGGCGGCGGGAGUUUUUUUUUUUUACUGGUGAUGAAUUGUGUGCUUUUUUUUUUUGCUUUUGUUGUCGUGAAGCCAUAGCCUGGAUCAUGAUGGAAUGGUCUUUGAUCUACUUGUAGGGCUGGUUCCUGGUCAGGGCUGGGACCGGCAAAUGAUGGCUGCCGCAAGGCUGGCUUUACAUGUCUGUGAUGGUUGAAUGGGAUCUAUUCUGUUUCUAUUCAUGUGCUGAAUCCGGUUGCAUUCGUAUGCAUUGUUUUGUUAAUAAGAGGAAAUGUAAGCUUGUAUGACACGCAUCUGAUUGAUCUGUUCAUGAUCACACAUUUUAGAUCAAUGGAAGAAUUCUCAAAUGAUGGUGGA